Molecule: messenger RNA, 2602 nt
Organism: Apis mellifera (honey bee)
Lineage: Eukaryota; Metazoa; Arthropoda; Insecta; Hymenoptera; Apidae
Gene: Mob4
Product: MOB kinase activator-like 4
Exons: 4
Coding region: 98-763 (221 amino acids)
Cellular component (GO): cytoplasm
Source: RefSeq, a predicted model, not a curated record
UGGUGUCGCUACUCUCUAGGCCGACAUUACGACAUCUCAGAUCUUUUUAUUUGAUUCAAUCGAACGUACAUGCUAAUCGAGUGCAACAACUGAAAAAAUGAAGAUGGCGGACGGAUGUGUAUUCUUUAGAAGAAAUAGACCUGGAACUACAGCAAAGAAUUUCUGUAGGUGGCCUGAUGAACCCUUUGAAGAAAUGGACAGCACGCUGGCCGUGCAACAAUAUAUUCAACAAAUGAUUAGAAGAGAUCCAUCUAAUGUUGAUUUAAUAUUGAAAAUGCCAGAAGCGCAAGAUGAAGCAGUAUGGAAGUAUGAACAUUUAAGACAGUUUUGUAUGGAACUGAAUGGUUUAACAGUAAGACUACAGGCUGAAUGUCAUCCAGAAACCUGUACUCAAAUGACAGCUACUGAACAAUGGAUAUUUCUAUGUGCUGCACAUAAGACACCUAAAGAAUGUCCAGCUAUUGAUUAUACACGACAUACACUUGAUGGUGCAGCUUGUUUACUUAAUAGUAACAAAUAUUUUCCUAGCAGAGUUAGUAUUAAAGAAUCUUCAGUAGCCAAACUUGGAUCUGUUAGCAGAAGAGUUUAUAGAAUUUUCUCUCAUGCAUAUUAUCAUCAUAGAACAAUAUUUGAUGAAUUUGAAAAUGAGACUUUUUUAUGUCGCAGAUUUACAGCAUUUGUAACAAAAUAUAAUUUAAUGUCAAAGGAAAGUUUAAUAGUACCAAUUAUGGAAGAAGAAGGAACAACAGAAAGUGAAGCAUAAUAGAACUUAAAUAUUUAUAUUUACCUGAAAUUCGUUGAAUGUAAUAUGAAAUCAUAAGUAAUGAUAUAUUAUUGAAAUAUCUCUUGUAAUUCCAAAUGUUAUAGGAGUAACAAGAGUAUUACAAGAGAUUAAUAAUUUUUGGUAACUUGUGUAGAAAUAUAUUACUAGAAUUUCUUGUUAUUAAUUGAAUUAAGAUAAAAAUCUUUUUGAUACAAUUUUUUUUUCUUUUUUUUUUUUAUAAAAAUUCGUUGUAUGAAGCAAUUUGUUAUAUUUAAUAAGCUAUAUUUGCAGUAUUUAUUUAUUAUUAACGUAUAAAAUGUAGAAGAUAUAAUUAAAAUGAACUAGCCAUUAUUAAACCUUUAUAAAGAUGAAUCUUUUUAAAUAAAUGUUUUAUAUCUUCUACAAUUUAUUAAAUAAAAAUUAUUGUAUAUUAUUGAAUUUUAUAUGUAUUUAUGUAUUAUUUUUAAAGUAACAAAAUUAUAAAAAAAAUUAUUUUUAAAGUAACAAAAUUAUAAAAAAAAUUUCUUAUAGAAAUUCAUUUCAAUACUGUUUCAUAAAAUAAUGUAACAAGAAAUUCAAGUUUAGAGUAAAAACAUUCAAUUUUUUGCAUAACAUUAUAUUAUAUAAUAUUUUAUAUUUCUUCCUUCUUAAUAUUAUAAAUUUGUAUACAAAUAUUUAAUUUUAUUGAAAUUGCAUAUAAAUUUUAAAAAGUUCUUUUAUAGUAUAAUUUUGAAUGUAACAUUAAGUAUCAAAAUAAUUAUUUUAUAUUUGAAUAAUUUAUCAUAAAAAAAUAUACUGUAACAAAAGUCAUUAAUAUGACGUAAUUAUAAUCAUCGUAAAAUAACCAAAUUAAACAAACACUUAUAUGCAUUAUUAGUAAUGAUAAUAAAUGUUGUAGUGUUCUUAUUUAUAUCAUAUUUAUCUUAUGUGGGAUUGAAAUGUUAAGCUUUCUUCUCCAUUAAUCGAACUUGACUAUCGUAUGAUCCGAUUAAAAAUAUUACAUUUUUAUUCUCUGUAAAAUAUUAAACAUAAGAAAAAUGAUACAUAACUCUCAUGUUAUUACGGCACUUAAUCUUCAAAAAUAAGACUAGAGAAUAUAAGUAAACAUUAUUUUUUAUAUUAUUUUUUUCUUUUAAUGUAUAUUCAUUUUUUAAAAAUUAAUAAUUUCAUUAAUAAAAAAGUUGAAAAUGUUCUCUAGUUUUCUUAUUAAGAAAAGCAAUAUCAGUGCCGGAAAAUUAUCCAUAUUACUGCCGAGUACAUAAGCUCCAAAAAGUACUUUAUAUUAGUAACUGAUAUAAAAUUUAAGAAGAGAAAAUUGAACAUACUUGAAAUCUAUUGUCUUUCAGUUUAUUAAUGUUUCAAUCAUGAUUUGUUCAAAGAAAUUUUUGUAAGCUUAUACCAAUUUGAUACCAAGAAUAUAUGUUUUUAUAAAGAGUAAAGAAAAUAUUUUGCUUAUACAAAAAAAAGAAUUGUAAAAUGUCUUUCUUUUAUUUUCACUAAUAAUGAAAAACAUAAUCAUGCAAAAUAAAUUUUUUAAUAAUUUCAUUUAUUGUUGGUGAAAUAUGAUUUUUGCCAAUCGUUUAUUGCAAUUUUUUCUAAAACAAAAAAAUAUCUUACAAAUCUUGAAUUUCUAUAGAAGGCACUGUAAUUUUCAUAGUAUGUGUUAUAAGUCUGCAAUGUGCAUGUAUGCCUAUUGUAACAUUGUAUAUAUAAUUUGUAAAUAAAAAAUUCAAUAGACACGAUCAGUUGACAAAAUAAUCGAGAAAAGAAAAAUAUAUCGUGAUUAUUUCUAUACAAAUAUGCAUGUACUGAAGGAAUAAACUUUUUACUCAAUAUAAA